AUGACUCAUUUUGUCGGAGGAGGGGUGGCUGGGACGAUCAGUGCGGCAGUGACGUGUCCUUUGGAAGUGGUCAAAACCCGACUACAGUCAUCGAUUGAAAAACCGAAGUUGUCGGUCGGCUGUCGCGUAGAUGUGAACGGUCACGGAUACCGCGUCAGCGGCAUCCGCACAGCGAUGGCUUUUCCCAAGCUGGCGCCGCUGAACUUCACACGAAACGUACUCGACCGCGUCCAGGUGUUUGACAACUACCGUCUUGCCUCCGCCACCAAGAGGUCGAUCAGUGAUAGGGUGCGUGGCAUGAAUCUUUUUAAGCACUUCCGCUACAUCAUUCACACCGAGGGUGUUGCCGCCCUUUGGAAGGGGCUUGGGCCUAUCCUCAUAGGCGUCGUUCCGUCGAGGGCAAUAUAUUUCUGCACAUACGGCAAUACGAAACGGUUGCUGAACGACCGGUGGACACCUAAUACUGUGCCCGUGCACAUGGCUUCGGCUGCGAGUGCAGGUUUUGUGACUUCAACGCUUUCAAACCCGAUAUGGAUGGUUAAGACAAGGUUGCAAUUGGACCAUGGAGUUGGACAGCGGAAAAUGAACGCCUGUGGUUGCGGUGUAACCGCGUCGUAUGCGGGCAUUUCAGAGACGAUGAUUCACUUCGUCACCUAUGAGUAUUUGAGGGACUGGUAUUUACGGCGGAGCUUGCGGACAUCGAAUGACGUUUGCGGUUCAGACUUUGCUGUUCUAAUGCUUUUUGGGGGAAUAGCUCGAAUGAUCGCUACCGUUAUCACAUAUCCUCAUGAGCUUGCUCGAACGAGACUUCGGGAAAAGGGCAACAAAUACACCGGUUUUUGCAACGUUCUCGUCCGUGUUUUUCACGAAGAGUCUUGGCGGGCGUGGUACAACGGCAUGGGCAUUCACCUAAUCAAGACCAUUCCGAACAGCGCCGUUCUGAUGGUUACCUAUGAACUGACCGUCUAUCUGUUGAAGCAGUGA
This is a messenger RNA of Soboliphyme baturini, 984 nucleotides long. NCBI's taxonomy places the organism in Eukaryota, Metazoa, Nematoda, Enoplea, Dioctophymatida, Soboliphymatidae. The record is from the annotation of a GenBank genome assembly.